AUGGAGCCUGAUCCUGUGUUCCAAAAGGCGCUGGAAAAUUUCAAGAAAGAUCUCACAGCUCAGCAAUGCCGCGAAUUCGGCAUAACCACACUUCAAGAUGUCAAAGACGAGGUGAACAGGAUUCAAAUUCGACAUGGGUCUGCUAAGAAACUGCGAGGCAUGUCGCGCAUGUCUAAGUUUCUCGAAGCAAUGCAGCAGCUGGAGCAAGUCAUAUCAGUCUUCUUGAAUGUUAGCGAGGUCGUAGCCUUCGUUUGGGGUCCUGUCAAGUUUUUCCUGGUUGUUGCUUCUUCAAGGCUGGAAGUACUGGAGUGUCUCUUGGAUACAUUUACCGACAUCUCCGAGGCAAUGCCGGACUUCCAAGAUUACGCAUCUAUCUUCAAAGAGCAACCUGAAGUCCUGGAGGUCUUGAAGCGUUGCUAUGGUGAUAUUAUUCAGUUCUAUCAUAUGGCUUUCGGCGUACUCGGGAGACCUGGUGCGUUCGGAAUACGAGACUGGCGGAGAAUUUUCGACUCUGUCUGGAAAACCUUCCGUACGAAGUUUUCGCCAGUCCUUGGUAGCCUCCGACGACAUCGAGAACUACUGGUGCAGGUAAAGUUGACCGCAACCUAUGGCGCAGUCGAAACAACACGGCGCACACUGCAGGAGACCAUUGAGAAAUCAAAUGAAGAACUCAAACAGAUUCUCAAUGUCAUACAGCAGAAAAAGAAACAAAUAUUGGAUAAACUGGGGAGCCAAGGGCCUUACAACGAUAAAGGACAUCGACGACUGCCUGACCAGCGUUAUCCAACAUCGGGAGACUGGAUUCUGAAGGAGCACCUGUUUCUCCAGUGGCUCAAUCCUGACGAUUUAUCGAAUAGUCUUGUCUACCUGAACGGAAUGCCCGGUGCUGGGAAAACAACUCUUAUUUCUCGCAUCAUGGACAGUCUGACCAAAGACACAACCCUCCAGCAACAACCGCUACUAAAUUUCUAUUUUGAAUAUGGCCAGAGUGGAAAAACUCUCAAGAUAGACAUGCUGCGCUCCUUCAUUGAACAACUGCUCCAACAAGACGACGCCGUCGUGGAUGAUCUCCAUGACACUGUGCUUACUGCUCGCCCCUCCGACCUCAAUGGAGUUUCAUGGCUGGAAGAUGUAGCGACGCGGAUUAUCCUCGCGCAAAAGAGAUGCUACAUUGUCGUCGAUGGAGUUGACGAAUGCGCAACGGACCAGCGAAGGAACAUUCUGCAAUGGCUCAAAAGUAUCCUCUCAAAGUCGAAAGCUUCCAAUGUUGUGGUAAAGGUUUUGGUGUCCGGCCAAAGAGACGGCGUGCUUGAUGCAAUGUUGGAGAAUUGUGCCUGCACCAUCAGGUUGGACAGCCAGACACCACACCUUCGCGAUAUAGAGAAUUUCUCGUCAUCGGUAUUUACCCAAAUCAAGGAUCGAUUCCCGGGCCUAGAAUAUGAGAAAGAAAUACUCAAAAGGCUGGAUCCAUCACGUGUCGCAGAUGCGUCAAAAGGAAUGUUCAUGUACGCGAAAGUGGUUCUUGAAAACUUGCUCUCCCAGACGUCAAUCUAUGAGUUGGAACAAGAGCUCGAAAGGGACUAUCCCCACGGGUUGGACGAGGCUUACGACCGGGUCGCUGAACGAGUUCUUGAAAAACCCUCAGAUUCCCAUAAGCGCGCUGCGUUGCAAAUCUUGGGUUUGAUCGCAUGUGCUGCCCGGCCCUUGAAAUGGAGGGAGAUACAAUGCUACUUCUGCAUUGAUUCGACAACUGGCACCUGCGAUCCGCGGAGACGGAAGAGGCAUCAACCAAGGCUUGAAGACUUCAGGCGGACACAGCUGCGCGAGUGGCUCAUUGGCUCUUUGAGCGCCAAAAUGAAGCGGUUCGAUAUUGUGGACUUUUUCCAAACGCACGAGCAGCACAUAAUGGAUCUCAGCACAGAACCGAAAGAGAAUUGCCCAGACGUUUCCGAACUAGCUUCUCGUCAUGCCAAGACCUCAAAUAUCAUCUCAUUGUUGAGGCAACAUGGAGGGUACAUGAACUUUUCCUCCAGGGAGACGCAAGACCAACUCACUCAGACUUUGGAAUACAGCCUAAGUAUUUCCAAGGGGGCUGGAGCUCGGUACCCCGACGGCUUGAGAGAGUAUGUCGAGACCAUCUACGAGUAUGCCUAUGCCAUGAGAGACGGUCAUUUUACGGCCUCCCUAGAACACAUUAGAAAGUAUUUCAAGUAG
Messenger RNA from Diaporthe citri, 2214 nucleotides. RefSeq lists its product as uncharacterized. The transcript has 7 exons. The record is from RefSeq and is a predicted model, not a curated record. The coding region runs from base 1 to 2214 and encodes 737 amino acids. NCBI's taxonomy places the organism in Eukaryota, Fungi, Ascomycota, Sordariomycetes, Diaporthales, Diaporthaceae.